AUGGCUCCCAAGAAGAAGGGAGGUAAGCGUCAGGAGGACGACUGGGAAGCAGACCUCGGCGAGGCUGCACCCGGGGUAGCCGAAGCGCCAGCUGAAACGAACGGCGAUGCCGAAGCCAAUGGCGACGACGCAAUGAGCGGAGGUCUUCUUGCAGCUCUCAAGAAAAACCGAUCGAAGAAGGCCAAGAAAGGAAAGGUAGUAGACAAUGACUGGGAGGCAGAGCUUGGUGAGGAUCCCACCAAAGCAGACACAAACGGCGAUGCUGCCGUCGAUCUCGCUAGCAAAGCACCCCAGGAGGGUACAUUCGAUGACGAGGACGACGUUUUCUCCGGCCGGCCAAAGAAGGCUGCUCAGCAAGCUCCAAAGGAACAAUCUAAAGACGAGGAUCAGGGUGGCGGUGGGUUGAAAUCAAAGAAGGAGAAGGAGAAGGAAAAGAAAGAGCGUGAGAAGCAGCGGAAGAAGGAACAGGCGGCAAAGAAGAAGACUGCUGCACCUGCUGCGCCUGCCAAGCAAGAACCAGCAAAACCAGUGGUCGAAGUAGAAGAAGAGCCAACCCCGGCUCCAUCGAAAGCAGAGCCUGCCGGAAAGAAAAAGAAGAUCCCGCCCCAUCUCGCCGCUAUUCAAAAACAACAAGAAGCUUUGAGAAAGGAACGAGAGGAAGCCGAACGCCUUGAAAAGGAAUUGAAGGAGGCAGACGAACAGCAACGUCGUCAGAUUGAGGAGGAGGAGAAAAAGAAGGAAGAAGCACGUCAACGCAAGAAAGAAAAGGAGAGAGAAAAGAAGGAGCAAUUACGCAGAGAAGGCAAGCUUCUGACCAAAGCCCAGAAGGAACAAAAAGAGCGCAAUGAGCUGCGUAUGAGACAGAUGCUGGAAGCUGGUGUUGGUCAUGUCGCUGGUCUGGAUUCUACUGAUAAAGGUGAGAAGAAAAAGACUGUCGUGGUCAACCGCAAGAAGAAGGCAGCGAAGAAAGAUGAAGUGGACCUUGAGGCUGCCGCCGCCAGAGCACAAGCUCAACGUGAAGCUGAGGACGAAAAGCGAAGAAAGGAAGAGGAGGAAAAGGCCAAACAGGAGGCAAAAGCCGUCGAGGCCGAUAAAAACGAAAGUGAACUUGAAGAUUGGGAAGCGGCUGUUGACGCUGGCGAUAAUGUCAAAGAUAGCUGGGAUGCUGACUCCGAUGACGAAGCACAAAAUACUAAGGAAAUCGCAAACAAACAGAAGGCCAAUGGAUCUGCCAAGCCCUCUGCUCUGGACGAAGAAAAUGAAGCUGAAUCUAGCUCAGAAGAAGAAAGUUCUUCUGAGGAUGAAGAUAUCAGUGCUGCCCAGAGAGCUGCUGCCCAAAAGAAACAGGAAGCUGCAGAUAGACGCCAGAAGAAGCACGAAGAAGCUCUCGCUGCGCGGUCAAAGGAUAACUUGCGUUCUCCUAUUUGUUGUAUUCUGGGUCACGUCGAUACUGGAAAGACUAAGUUGCUUGACAAGAUUCGACAGACAAACGUCCAGGAAGGCGAAGCCGGAGGUAUCACGCAACAGAUUGGUGCUACUUAUUUCCCUGUCGAUGCUUUGCAGCAAAAGACCGCCGUCGUGAACAAAGAUGGUUCCUUUGAAUUCAAAAUUCCAGGUUUGCUGGUUAUCGAUACUCCAGGUCACGAGUCUUUCUCUAACUUGCGUUCACGUGGUUCGUCCCUUUGCAACAUUGCCAUCUUGGUGGUUGAUAUUAUGCACGGGUUAGAGCCGCAGACACUCGAAUCUAUGCGUCUUCUUAGGGAUCGUCGUACGCCCUUCAUUGUUGCACUGAACAAGAUCGACCGUCUUUAUGGAUGGAAGAAGAUCGACAACAACGGCUUCCGUGAAAGUUUGGCAAUGCAGAGCAAGGGCGUUCAGAACGAAUUCAAAUCUCGUCUUGAACAGACUAAGGUUGCGUUUGCUGAACAGGGAUUUAACUCGGAACUUUUCUGGGAAAACAAGUCGAUGUCUAAAUUUGUCUCACUUGUGCCAACAUCAGCACAUACGGGUGAAGGUAUUCCGGACAUGUUGAAGCUUCUUACUAUCUUGACACAGGAACGCAUGACGAAUUCUUUGAUGUAUCUGUCGGAGGUUGAGUGUACAGUGUUGGAGGUGAAGGUCAUUGAAGGUCUUGGUACAACGAUUGAUGUGGUCUUAUCCAAUGGUAUUUUGCGAGAAGGUGACCGGGUGGUUCUUUGCGGUCUGAACGGGCCUAUAGCAACGAAUAUUCGAGCACUAUUGACUCCAGCACCGCUUAAAGAACUUCGGCUGAAGUCUCAAUAUGUUCAUAACAAGGAGGUCAAAGCUGCUCUUGGUGUCAAGAUUGCUGCUAAUGACCUGGAACAUGCCAUUGCGGGAUCCCGCCUUCUUGUGGUCGGUCCUGAAGACGACGAAGAGGACCUGGAGGAAGAAGUCAUGUCAGAUCUUGAGAACUUGCUUAGCAAGGUCGCCAAGGAUCAGCGCGGUGUUACCGUGCAGGCAUCUACACUGGGCUCGCUCGAAGCCCUGCUCGAGUUCCUUAAACAGUCAAAGAUUCCAGUCUCCAACAUCUCCAUUGGCCCUGUCUUUAAACGUGAUGUAAUGCUUGCGGGAACCAUGUUGGAGAAGGGUCUCAAGGAAUUUGCAGUCAUGCUUUGCUUCGACGUCAAAGUCGACAAAGAAGCUCAAGCGUAUGCAGACGAGGUUGGCGUUAAGAUUUUCACAGCGGAUAUCAUUUACCACCUGUUCGAUGACUUCACCAAACACAUGGCCCAAAUCACCGAACAGAGGAAAGAAGAGUCCAAGCUGCACGCUGUUUUCCCCGCUGUGCUGAAGACAGUAGCUGUGUUCAACAAGAAAGACCCGAUUGUUGUCGGUGUGGAUGUUAUCGAGGGUAGUUUGAAACUGCUGACUCCCAUCGCAGCUGUCAAACAGAAUCCGACAACGGGUCAGAAGGAAAUUAUCCAUCUAGGUCGAGUGGCAUCCAUCGAGCGUGAACACAAACCCAUUCAGGUUUGCAAGCGCGGCCAGCCGUCCGUCGCGGUCAAGAUCGAAGGCGUCAACCAGCCCUCGUAUGGCCGUCACCUAGAAGAGAGCGACACCUUGUACUCCGAAAUCUCGCGAAAGAGUAUCGAUACAUUGAAGGAAUUCUACAGACCGGAUGUUACGAUGGAGGAAUGGGGUCUGAUUAAAAAGCUCAAGCCCCUCUUCGACAUUCCAUAA
This is a messenger RNA of Talaromyces proteolyticus, 3201 nucleotides long. RefSeq lists its product as uncharacterized. Gene Ontology annotation, molecular function: translation initiation factor activity; GTPase activity; GTP binding. NCBI's taxonomy places the organism in Eukaryota, Fungi, Ascomycota, Eurotiomycetes, Eurotiales, Trichocomaceae. Bases 1 to 3201 code for a protein of 1066 amino acids. The record is from RefSeq and is a predicted model, not a curated record. The transcript is spliced from 3 exons.